GGGGGCCGGGGAGGGCGGGGGUCCGUGUCUGUCCCGUGUGCCCGCCUCGGGCUUGAUGACCGAAUACGUUCCCUCGCGUGGGAGGCGAGGCGUGGAUUGCUGUCCCAGCCGCCGAGCCCCGCGCCGCGUCUGUUCGGGGAUGUGCGGAGCAGCCAGGGGUGGAACAUCAGGGGUGAAGCGCAUUGUGGCGCCCUGAGGCGUUUGACGUGUCGACGUCGUGCGGGGCUCCCACUACAGGCAUUUCUCGUCCGGACUGUGUGUUUCCGACUCCUGACAGGCUCAGUGGGAGCACAGAACAAGCAGAGCCCAGCCCAGUCACCCCGGAGCAGAAGCGGCCCGGCUUCUGGAGGGCACUGUGUCUGGAGCGGGCAGUUCAAAGCGAACACGGGGUGCUGGGUCAUGGGACCCUAGAUGAUCUAGUGAUCCCUUCUCUCAGGGAGCUGAGGCCCUGGCUUCUGCACUAUCAGAGGGCUGGAGAACAUGAGGAGACAGCCUGGGACCUCAAAGCUCCAGCCCUUCUCUGAGAGGGAGAGCAGGUGAUAGCAGCCAUGCUUCUGACAGUCUGGCCCCAGGUGAGCUGUGGGUCCUUCAGCUCUUCCUCUGAACAGUUUCAAAUUGAAGAAAAUUGGGAAGGGAAGCUGAAGUCGGUGACCUUCGAGGACGUGGCUGUGUACUUCACCCAGACGGAAUGGGAUGGCCUGUCCCCUGCACAGAGGGCCCUGUACAGGGACGUGAUGCUGGAGAAUUAUGGGAAUGUGGCCUCCUUGGGAUUUUCGCUUCUCAAACCUGCUGUGAUCUCACAACUGGAGGGAGCAGGUGAGCUGGAAGGCCCAUCUCCGCUGGCAGCUGGAACAGAAAUAGGCCCCCAGGGCCUCUGGACUGUAGAUAUUGAUAUCCAGACUGACAAUAAUUUGACAAAGGAAAUGUAUGAAGAAAAACAUAGUACAUCAUUUGAACUUCAGAGGGACCUUUCCCAGGAAACAGACUUUUCAGAACCUUGUAUUCUAGAGAAACAGCAGGAAGUCCAUUUAGUUGGAAGCAUGAAGAAAGAAAACAGCAGUGUCAUUGACAGAACAGUGAAAGAUGACACCAGCUCCAUAGAGGAGUGUUUCUUUAGUCAGAGUUCAAAGUUGGAUCAAUGUCACACCGUCACCCCUAAAGAACAGCCCCCUGAACAUAUAGCAUUGGAGAGAGCCUUCAGCUUUGACACAAAACUUCUUCAGCAUGAAAUAAUUAAUUCUGGGGAAAGACCUUUUAAAUGUGAAGAAUUAGUGGAAACCUUCAGGUGUAACUCUCAGCAUCAAGAUGGCUACACUGGGGAGAAGUCCUAUCAGUGUAAGGAGUGUGGCAAAGUCUUUAGCAUUAACGCAAAAUUAAUUUGGCAUCAAAGACUUCAUAGUGGGGAGAAACCUUUCAAAUGUGUGGAAUGUGGGAAAAGCUUCAGUUACAGUUCCCAUUAUAUCACACAUCAGACAAUCCACAGUGGGGAGAAGCCCUAUCAGUGUAAGGUGUGUGGGAAAGCUUUCAGUGUUAACGGGAGUCUAAGUCGGCAUCAGAGAAUCCAUACAGGAGAGAAGCCCUAUCAGUGCAAGGAAUGUGGAAACGGCUUCAGCUGCAGUUCUGCAUACAUCACACAUCAGAGAGUCCACACUGGAGAGAAGCCUUAUGAAUGCAAUGACUGUGGGAAAGCUUUCAAUGUUAAUGCAAAAUUAAUUCAACAUCAAAGAAUCCACACUGGAGAGAAACCUUAUGAGUGUAAUGAAUGUGGGAAAGGCUUCAGGUGCAGCUCCCAGCUGCGGCAGCAUCAGAGCAUCCACACCGGGGAGAAGCCCUAUCAGUGUAAAGAGUGCGGGAAAGCCUUUAGUAAUAAUGCAAAACUCAUUCAGCAUCAAAGAAUCCACACAGGUGAGAAACCCUAUGAGUGUACCGAAUGUGGGAAAGCCUUUAGUGUCAAAGGGAAGUUAAUCCAGCACCAGAGAAUCCACACGGGUGAGAAACCUUAUGAAUGUAACGAAUGUGGGAAAGCUUUCAGGUGUAAUUCCCAGCUACGGCAGCAUCUGAGAAUCCACACUGGGGAGAAGCCCUAUGAGUGUAAUGAGUGUGGAAAGGCCUUCAAUGUUAAUGCAAAAUUAAUGCAGCAUCAGAGGAUUCACACUGGGGAGAAACCUUUUGAAUGUAAGGAGUGUGGGAAAUGCUUUACUUCUAAAAGAAACCUACUUGAUCAUCACCGAAUCCAUACUGGAGAAAAGCCUUAUCAAUGUAAGGAAUGUGGGAAAGCCUUCAGUAUCAAUGCCAAACUAACUAGGCAUCAGAGAAUACAUACUGGGGAGAAACCUUUCAAAUGUAUGGAAUGUGAAAAAGCAUUUAGCUGUAGUUCUGACUACAUUGUACAUCAGAGGAUCCAUACUGGAGAGAAACCCUUUCAAUGUAAGGAGUGUGGAAAAGCCUUCCAUGUUAAUGCCCAUUUAAUUCGGCAUCAGAGAAGCCACUCUGGGGAGAAACCCUUUAGAUGUGUGGAGUGUGGCAAAGGGUUUAGCUAUAGUUCUGACUGCAUUAUACAUCAGACUGUCCAUACUUGGAAGAAACCCUACUUGUGUAAUGUGUGUGGGAAAGCCUUCAGGUUUACCUUCCAACUUAGUCAGCAUCAGAGUGUCCAUAGUGAAGGCAAAUCCUAAUGAGAAGGAUAUUUCUUAGAAAACUCUCAAGGUUAAUGAAAUGGAUCAAGUUUCAUCAGAUUCACCCUGCUGGGAAACUCUGAGGGAAAUGAAUAUGGCAUUUUCCAUCUUUAAGAAUCAAGAAUGAUGACUGGUUAAAAAGUAACAUCUAAAAAUAAAUAGCUUGUCUUAUACCAACAACAAGUUAGAAAAUAUGAUGAAAGAUCCCAUUCCCAAUAGCAUCAAGAAAAAAUGGAUCUCCUAGGUAUAAACUUAAUUUUUACACAGGAUCUAUACGGAGAAAGAAAUCUCCACACUGGGAGCCACUAAAGGAAAAGUAUAUGGGGAAAAGAAAGAAACCUUGUUCUUGGAUAGGAUAAUUCAUGAAGAUAGUCAAUUUACCUAAAUUUACUUCCCUUUCACUUUUGACGCCAAGCAUGCAUCACUUUUGUAAAGAGGAUAAAUAAUAAAGAUUUCCUUAGAAAGAAAA
Messenger RNA from Canis lupus familiaris (dog), 3144 nucleotides. It is a transcript of the gene ZNF23, whose product is annotated as zinc finger protein 23. The transcript has 6 exons. NCBI's taxonomy places the organism in Eukaryota, Metazoa, Chordata, Mammalia, Carnivora, Canidae. The record is from RefSeq and is a predicted model, not a curated record. Gene Ontology annotation, biological process: negative regulation of transcription by RNA polymerase II. The coding region runs from base 549 to 2675 and encodes 708 amino acids. Gene Ontology annotation, cellular component: nucleus. Gene Ontology annotation, molecular function: RNA polymerase II cis-regulatory region sequence-specific DNA binding; DNA-binding transcription activator activity, RNA polymerase II-specific; DNA-binding transcription repressor activity, RNA polymerase II-specific.